Molecule: messenger RNA, 3620 nt
Organism: Petromyzon marinus (sea lamprey)
Lineage: Eukaryota; Metazoa; Chordata; Hyperoartia; Petromyzontiformes; Petromyzontidae
Source: RefSeq, a predicted model, not a curated record
UCUCUCCUAUCCUGGACCACCACUCUCUCCUAUCCUGGACCACCACUCUCUCCUAUCCUGGACCACCACUCUCUCCUAUCCUGGACCACCACUCCUGACCUGGGCCACCACUUUCUCCUGACCUGGACCACCACUCCUGACCUGGGCCACCACUCUCUCCGGACCUGGACCACCACUCCUGACCUGGACCACCACUCCUGACCUGUACCACCACUCUUUCCUGACCUGGACCACCACUCUCUCCUGAUCUGGGCCACCACUCUCUCCUGUCCUGGGCCAUCAUCUCCACAUCUACCCCACAGUCCUUCACAUCCCUUGUCCACCUCUUACAACCACCUUUUCCUCCCAGGCCCACCCCUUGAUCUCAUCCCCGGUCCCCCUCCACAUCACGGCAGUCAUAUGUAUGUGCGUUUGUCUGUAUGUUGAACGUCUUUCGCACCGUACAUAGCCAACCAUGCAUAUCGGAGGUGCGGGCGAAGGACAGCAAACCAAACAAUGUAUAUUUUUACACAUUUACUGGGCAUUUUCACGUGUUCGUCACUUACAGGGAAGGGUGCGGCAGGUUUCUGAAAUCCCCCCUGCCCCACCACCUCAGUCCACCCAGCAGAACGCAUUGGGCACAUCCGCCGUAAGUCGAUGGUCAGGCGGCGUGCGGCGAAGUAUCUGUCGGGUGCUUCCAACACAUUCGGAAGAGGUUUGGCUAUGUACGGUGCAAAAGAAGUUCCAAAUACGUACUUGCCCGCACCUCCGAUUAGCACGGUUUGGUUAUGUACGGUGCGAAAGCAGUUCAAAAGACAUGCACACAAAUCCUUUUUACAUCAUUGAUGCCGCGAUUCCAAUGUUCGGUGCACGAAUCUUCCCAGAGGAAUGGACGCCCUCGUCCGUAUCGGGCAGCGGUGGCGGCGGUGGCGGCGGUGGUGGCCGUGGCAUCCGUGGCAGCGGUGGGGUAGACCGGUCAGAUGAGACGACGGAGCUUCAGGAAUUGACGCCGCUCAAGAAGGAUGAGGGGGGGGAGGGGAGCGUCGCCAACGAGUGGGGUUCCGACGAUGGCCGCUCUGUGGACGAAGGCGAGAAACCCCCUGCAGAGGAGCGGGCAGGCGAGGAGGAGGCGGAGGAGGAGGAUUCCUCGCUCUCCAAGAAGCUUCUCGUCAAGGAGUUUGUUUUGAUGAAGAAGGCGCAGAUGCUCGCCGACAUGGUGCAGGACGACCAUAGGAAGAAGCACCAGAUGCAGAGGAGCUUGAAGAUCUCCAGGGAGGACUAUAAGGAUGUGGACCACAGCAAGAUGAGCAUGAGGCAGCUCCUGUACUGGAUUCCUAGCAACAACCCAAUGCUGUCGACUCUGAAGGAGGAAAAGGAGAAAGUUGUCGCUAAAGAGCGGGAAAACCACCUCUCGGACAGAGCGGUGGCGGUGCCGCCGCGGCCGGAAUGUCCGGUGACCGAGGCCGACGGCGUUGACGAUGAUGACGAUGAUGGUGACGAUGGCGACGAGGGUCUGAUGGUGCCCAGGGUGCGUGUGGGCGAGGAUGGCACGCUCAUCCUGGACAAUGAGAGCCUCACGGUGCGUGUGAGGCGUCCCGGCGAGGACGACGCCGGGGUGGCGGCGGCGCUCGCCGUGGAGGCGCUGCGCGAGGACGGCUCCUCCGCCCGCUACAGCAACUUCUCCAAGCACGUCGCCACGCGGAGAUGGAGCGACAUGGAGACUGAGCUGUAUUUCCUGGCCAUCAGCAUGGUGGGGACCGACAUGUCGAUGGUGUCGCACCUCUUCCCCACGCGCAGCAGGCACGAGCUGAAGAAUAAAUUCAAAAGGGAAUCGCGUAUCCACCCGUGGAGGAUAGACAAGGCCUGCAUGGAGAAGAAGCCGAUGGACAUGGAGGGCUUCGCCAAGCUGCUGGCCGACGAAGAGGAAGAGCGGAAAAAGAAGAAGGCUAAAAAAAAAACUCGCAAGAGGCGUGCAAAACCGUCGGAUGACGACGACGAGGAGGAGGAGGAGGAGGGUGGCUUGAGCGGCGUCGAGCACGACGACGGCGGCGGCGAGGACCCAGCGUGCGACGAGGGCAGCCGGACGAAGACGAAGAGGCAGAGGCGGAGUGGCGCGAGGGAGGAGAGCGACGGAGGCCCACGGGAGGUAACGGCGGAGGAAGUUGGCAGCGCCGCUCCGUCCGGAACGCCGGCGGCGAAGAGGAAGAGGAGGAGGAGGAGGGCGAGGAAGAUGAGCAAACGGAAGGAUGGCGGCGGAGACGACUCUGGACGGGCGGCGAGCGGCGAUGGCGUGGAUGGGCCGCUUGCUCCGGAGGGCGGCUCCGUCGGCACGGGGGGCGGUGAUGACGAUGCCGCCUCCUCGGAAACGGUUCCUGGCAGGGGCUGCGAGGUUCGUGCGGGGGUCGCCGAGAAGAAGACGAGGAAGAGGCGGCGGAGACGGAACAACGAGGAGGAGGAGGAGGAGCAGAAGGAGACGGAUGGGAAGGCGGCGCAGGAAAAGAAAAAAGUCACGAAAUCGAAGAAGAUGAAAGUCAAAAACGAUCACGGCCACCGUGAUGGAGACGGCCAGGAGGAGCCUGCCCCGGACUUCACUUGGUACGACCCGUCGGCUCCCGAUUGCAAUGGGACGGACCGUACCAAUGCAGCCGAGAAAGAGAAUGGAGACCCUGGAGCAGCGGGGCAGCCGAGCACGGAUCCAGGAGCUGAGGUGGCAGAACCCCUGUCUGUGGGGACCGCGGUCGGGCCGAGGAGGGGUGGACGGGGAGCCCGCGGAGGGAGGCGAAGCCGAGGGAGAGGAGGGAGAGGAGGGAGAGGAGGAGGGAAGGGGAAGGAUGUGGCGAGAAUUGUGACGGAGGCAGUACCCAGGGAGAGCUGCUCAACCCCAGAUGCGGCGGUGGCAGUGGCGGCGGCUGCGGCUGGCGAUGACCACGACGCCGAAGCGGAGGUUUUGUCGGGAGAGCACCGAGGCGGUGAGCGCGACGGGGUGGACGCGCAGAUCGCGGGAACUUCGCCUGCCGGUUCAUCCGCCGGGGAUGCCGGGCGGGGCGCCGGCGGUAGCCCACGAGGCGACGACUCCGUCGCCGGCGAUUCGGAGCACGUCCGCCCGGGAGGAGGACGUGGGGAACCCUGGGAGAACCCGCCGCCGUCGCGGGUACGUCUGUGUAUACAUUGGACUUCUUUCGCGCCGUACGUGGCCAACCGUGUUAACCGGAGGUGUGGGGUUUACAGGCGAGCGUUGCAGAAGCCCGAGGCGACAGAACUCCCAUGGAGAGCGCCACCCACGGCACGCGGAUUCCUCCCGAGGCACUCGCCGACGCUCCGGUCUUGGCGACGAGCGGCGGUGGCGUCGCCGAUGCGUCGGCGCGGCUGCGGAGGCCGCAGAGGAGGCCGAAGCCGAGCGUCGGGCCGUCGUUGCGGCGCGCAGCCAUUCGAUGCGGGGGGCGGACGGGAGGAGGAUCGCCGGCGGCCGACGACGGUGGAGCGGGGGCCGCGUCCGUUGGGUCUGCACGGUCGGAGGCUCGCGAGGAGGAGGACAAGCCGGGGAAGGAGGAAGGGGAGGAGGAGGAGGAGGAGGGCGGGAAGCGCCCUACAAACGCACGCACGCCUGAGAAGGACGUCGCCGCUCGCCGGAUUGCCGUGAC